AUGUCAUACAAGCUGUCACAACUGGCGCCGUUGCCCCGCCUGAAGAACGUAGAGGUGGGCAAGACCAUCGGACACGGUGGAUUUGGAGUGGUGAAGUCGGCCGUGGUGGAGAAAAAUGGCGUUUCCAAGAUCAUUGCAGUCAAAUUUGUUCAUAUCGAAAUGGCUAGGCAACAGAACGUCACCACCGAGACUUUGGCCAAAGAGGCUCUAAUCCAGAAAGAGUGUCGUCAUCCGAACAUUAUCCAGCUGAUUGAUUUCGGUGCGGACGUUAAUUGGGUCUGGUUUGCCAUGGAACUGGGUGCCAACGGUGAGCUAUUUGACAAGAUCGAGCCUGAUCUGGGAGUCGAUGAGGACGUGGCGCAGUUCUAUUUCAACCAGCUGACGAAUGCGAUUUUGUUCAUUCACGGAAAAGGUGUGGCCCACCGCGACAUCAAGCCGGAGAAUCUGGUUAUUGACAAAAACGGCAAUUUGAAACUGACAGACUUUGGUCUUGCCAGUGUGUUCCGCAAGAAGAACGGCAGCAGACGGAUGUGCACCACGGCCUGCGGGUCUCCACCAUACCUGGCUCCCGAGGUUGUUUCGGAGAAAUACGACCCUGAACCGUCGGAUAUCUGGUCCUGUUGUAUUGUGCUUUUUGUGCUACUCACGGGCCAGAUCGCGUGGGAAAUGCCUCACAUGGAGGACCAAGACUACAAAUACUACGUGGCCAGCAAGGGUGAAGUUUUAAUCUCGCCCUGGAAUAGGAUCCCGCUCGGAGCACUAUCGCUGUUGCGGAAAGUGCUGGUGGCAGACCCUGCUCGAAGACUAAACCUGCACGACAUCAAGAAACAUCCGUGGGUUUCCAAAAAGAACAAGUUUGCCGACGACAGAGGCAUGUGCAAAGACCCUACUCGACUGACUACCAGUCUUUUGGUGAAUCUGUACAUCAAUCUGUCCGAUGCCGAGUUCAACAAGGUGACUCAGCUUUCCACGCAAAUGAGCAGACCUGCAGCGGGCACGCAGCCGCAAGGGUACCUCAUGGACGACAUGCACAACUCCGAGAUUUACAAGGAGAACUACAAGCCAAUUGGCGGGUUCUCUGCCUCGCAGGAGGUUUACACGGAGCAUUCGAAGCGCCGCAAGCUGAAAAAAGAUCUUGGAGACGACGAGAAGAUCUUCUCCACAAUCUCCAAGGACCCGGCAUCAUUCCAGUUUCUGCAGUCAAACUCGAUUGUUGAUCGUACGGAGCUGAUCAAUGCCAAGAUGUCGAGUCUGCAAGUCCAGCAACAGAGAUACCCGGCCCUGUUUGCAGAGAACCUGACCCGGUUCUUCAGCGUGGUGCCACCUUACCAGCUGCUGGUGACUAUUCUGGAGUCGCUCCACAAACUGGGACUCCAUGGAUCGUCUACAGAGGACAACAGUGAGGAGUACGUUGCCGAUCUACAAAGAAACGAUCUUCUGAACGGUCUGGUGACCAUUCCAAUCAGCGGCAGAGACUCGAGCAAGGCCCCAAUCCUGGGCAAUGUGCGUGUGAGCCGCCUGGCAGACAACCUCGACGCGCGCAAAGUCGAGUUCUUCAAGAUCAAGGCCGAUCCGCUCGAGUGGAGAAGAGUGUUCAAACGAGUGACCAUUCUGUGUCGUGAUGUGGUUUAUGUUGAAAAAUAG
This is a messenger RNA of Ogataea philodendri, 1644 nucleotides long. RefSeq lists its product as uncharacterized. Gene Ontology annotation, cellular component: cytoplasm; site of double-strand break; nucleus. Gene Ontology annotation, biological process: mitotic G2 DNA damage checkpoint signaling; protein phosphorylation. Gene Ontology annotation, molecular function: ATP binding; protein kinase activity. The transcript has a single exon. NCBI's taxonomy places the organism in Eukaryota, Fungi, Ascomycota, Pichiomycetes, Pichiales, Pichiaceae. The record is from RefSeq and is a predicted model, not a curated record. Bases 1 to 1644 code for a protein of 547 amino acids.